AAGAAAUUCAGAAAUUCUUCAAUACAUUUACUCUUCCGAAGAAGCUGAUAGCAGCGGCUGCGAUCAUGGCGGCAACAGAGCCUAGCCAGUGGCAGCUCCGCCGCGGGCAGUAUCUAGGAGAAAUAUCAGCACUCUGUUUCCUCCAUCUCCCCGCCAAUCUCUCUUCUCUCCCUCUCCUCCUAGCUGGGACUGGCUCUCAGAUUCUUGUGUAUGAUUUGGCGCGUGGAACGCCGCUGAAGUCGUUUGAAGUCUUCCAAGGGAUUCGUGUUCAUGGGAUCUCUUUGGAGAAUUUUCACAAACAGUUGGCGGGUUCUGCUAUUUCUUUCCGGAUCUGUAUAUAUGGGGAGAGGAGAGUCAAGAUUUUCACCUUGCGGGUUGAACCGGGCAGCAAGGAGGAGUCAUUUCUGCGUCUGGAACUGACCCUUAUUCACUCGCUGCCUAAAUUUGGCCAUUGGGUUUUGGAUGUUUGCUUCCUCAAGGAUGGUGCAACUGCAAGUGAGGAUGCAUGUUACCUUGCUAUCGGAUGCAGUGACAAUUGUGUAUACUUCUGGGAUAUCUUAAGAUACAAUAUGUAUUCUGAAGUUAAAUGUGCCGAGAGGUGUUUAUUGUACUCAAUGAGGAUGUUUGGGAAUGAUAUUGACUCUCUCCGUAUUGCAUCUGGUACUAUCUUCAAUGAGAUAGUUGUUUGGAAAGUCAUUUGUCAGAAUGGUGUCAAACAUCCUGGAAGUAAUGUGGAAGACCAUUUGCAGCUGACUGGUGAUGAGGGCUUCUUUUAUCCUGGCCCCGAUUAUAGGGAUGAUCUUAUAAGUAGGCUUGUAGGGCAUGAAGGUUCAAUUUUUCGUAUUGCGUGGUUCUCUAAUGGGACUAAACUUGUUUCUGUUUCUGAUGACCGCAGUGCUCGUAUUUGGGAGGUUCAGGCAGAGAAAGGAAUUUCAUGCAAUACUGCUCUUGAAUGGCUCAAUCAAUCUGAGGGCCCUGUUCUAUUUGGGCAUAAUGCAAGAAUUUGGGACUGCUGUAUAUUUGAAUCUUUAAUCAUCACUGCUGGUGAGGACUGUACAUGCCGUGUUUGGGACCAUCAUGGCAGAGAACUCAAUGAGAUCAAGGAGCACAUUGGUAGGGGAGUUUGGCGAUGUUUAUAUGAUCCCAGCACUUCACUUCUAGUUACUGCUGGUUUUGAUUCAGCAAUAAAGCUUCACCAGCUUCGUAUUUCUUCUGAAGGACUAGAGAAAACGGUUGCAUCAGAGGAUUUCAGUGGUAGAAAAGAAGCUUUUGCUCUUUCUAUACCUAAAUCGUCAGGGUAUGGUGGGCUCAUGGACAGCAAAAGUGAGUAUGUCCGCUGUUUGAACUUUUCACGUGAAGAUUCACUUUAUGUGGCUACCAACAAUGGUUAUCUGUACCAUGUUAAUCUAUGCAAUACUGAAGCGGCUGAGUGGACUGAACUUGCUCGUAUCAGUGAGGAAGCACCGAUCAUCUGUAUGAACUUAUUAUCAAAAUGUUCUGACCCAGAAGACAAAAAUGAAGAUUGGAUUGCUGUCGGAGACGGUAAAGGCAGAAUGACGAUUGUUUAUGUAGUUGGGACUGGUUGGAAACGAGAAGUUGAAUUUACUUUGACUUGGCCAGCUGAAGAAGAGAGACAUCUCUUAGGCACUUAUUGGUGCAAGUUGCCAGAGGCUAGGUUUAUAUUCACUGCUGAUCCUGGUGGUAGACUGAAGCUAUGGAAGCUAGGCCAUAAUUUGCACUCUGCUACUCUUAUUGAUAAAGGAAGUUAUGAUGCAUGCUUAAUUGCAGAGUAUGCUUCAUGCUUUGGGAAAAGAAUAAUGUGUCUGGAUGCUUCAUUUGAUGAAGAGUUGAUAGUGUGUGGAGAUAUUCGUGGUAAUCUGCUACUGUUUUCUUUGCCAAGAGCCCUACUCAACAGUACUUCUGCUUCUACAGAAGUGAAAUCAUCGCCAGUGAAUUAUUUCAAAGGUGCUCAUGGAGUAUCAAGUGUUAACAGUGUUUCUAUUUCUCUGUCUUCUGAUGAAGUUGAGAUACACUCGACGGGAGCAGAUGGAUGCAUAUGCUAUUUGCAGUAUGAAAGGGAUCUGCAAAGCAUGGAAUUUAUAGGGAUGAAGCAAGUGAAAGAAUUAAGUGCAAUCCGAUCUGUCUUCAACACUGACUGUUCUGAUGAUUCUGAUGCUGCCAAAUAUGCUGUUGGUUUUGCAUCAGAUAAUUUUAUAAUAUGGAACUUAACUGCAGGAACAAAGGUCCAACAAAUUACUUGUGGUGGUUGGCGGCGUCCUCAUUCAUAUUAUCUUGGUCACGUGCCUGAGAUGAUGAACUGCUUUUCUUUUGUUAAGGAUGAUGUCAUAUAUAUUCAUAGACAUUGGGUGCCAGAAAAUAAUAGGAAAAUUUACCCUCAGAAUCUUCAUUUGCAAUGUCAUGGGAGGGAGAUACAUUCAUUGUGCUUUAUCCAUGGGCAAUCAUUAUGUAGUCAAGAUGAAAACCACAGAUUGGCUGCCGAACCUAGUUGGCUAGCUACCGGUUGUGAAGAUGGAUCAGUUCGAUUGACUAGGUAUGAGCUAGGCAUGGAGAAUUGGUCAUCCUCCCAACAUCUCGGGGAACAUGUUGGUGGAUCAGCUGUACGAUCAAUAUGCUCUGUGUCAAAGAUGCAUGUAUUCAUGCCCAAUCCCUUUAAUAUCCCUAAUGAAGUUUACAGAGAAAAUGGAACUCUAGACAGUAGAGAUCCUUUUAUAUUAAUAUCAGUUGGUGCAAAAAGGGUUGUCACAGCUUGGAAACAAACAAUCACAACGGGCAAAAAUAGGGUGGAUGCUAUGUGCGGCGAUAUGGACAAGAAGGAUGAGAAUAACUCCACUGGUUCAUCAGCUGCAACGGUGUCUUCAUUGUCUUUCCAGUGGCUUUCAACGGAUAUGCCAUUGAGAUACAACAACACUAGCAUAAAAGGACAAAACACCAAGGAUGUUUCUGAAACACCUGAAGAUGAUACCGUUACAGCAGCAGAUGCUAUUCCUUGUGAAUCUUUUUCUCCAAAAUGCAGGAACACAGGACCAAACCUCUACCCAGAAGAUAAUCUUGAAAAUGACUGGAGAUACCUAGAUGUUACUGCUUUUCUUGUAAAAGAGGCUGGAUCCAGGUUUUCUGUCUGUUUUGUUAUUGUGGCUUGUUCAGAUGCUACAGUUACACUGAGGGCUCUUUUGUUGCCUUUUCGACUUUGGUUUGAUGUUGCGUCUUUGGCUCCCUUGUUAUCACCUGUGCUAGCUUUGCAGCAUGUUGUCAUUCCUAAGUUUCUGCCAUCAAAAGAAAACCCACAAACUGGAAGUCUUUACUUGGCAAUUACUGGAUCUACUGAUGGAAGUAUAGCUAUCUGGGAUCUGACCGAGUGUAUUGAAAACUUUAUGAGGCAAACAGCAGGUUUUCAGAUGGAAAACUGCAUAGAUUUCCAGAAGCGACCUCGUACAGGUAGAGGGAGUCAAGGGGGUAGAUGGUGGCGAUCCAUAGACAGUAAUAAACCAAAGAAGAGACCAGGGAAUUGCAAAUUGAGAGAAAAAGCUAACAACCGUUCAGUCUCUGAUGGAAGGAUGGAAUCUAGCAAUGAAACGGAAGAUCAUGUGCAUGGAACAUCUGAAACAUCUAUGUUUGAACAAAGUGAUGAUCAUGUCCCUUUGAAGGUUGACAAUCAGACUUCGCUUGUGUCAGGAAGGAAAGCAGAUUAUUUAUCACCACAAACAAGCGUGUUGGAGGCUAUGCAGGUCUUAGAUGCUAUCCAUCAGUCUGGGGUCAAUUGCCUUUUUGUCUCUGAGAUAAAAAACCAAAGAUUUCAUGAUUCUAUGUUCACAUUCUAUGUUGUAAGCGGCGGCGAUGAUCAGGCGAUCAAUUGUCUUAGAUGUGAUUUGGAACUAGAUCCUACGAUGAAGUCCCAAAAUAUGAAUGUGAAAAUCCAUUUCAACACUAUGGCAGUGGCUAUGAACAAUUGCAAUCACCAUUUUCGGAUCCAAAACCAUCAGAUGCAGGUUACAUAUCUGGAUAAAACCAUCUCAGCUCAUAGUUCUGCUGUCAAAGGUGUGUGGACGGACGGGAUUUGGGUUUUUUCUGUUGGUCUUGAUCAGCGAGUCAGGUGUUGGAAUCUUAAUCAUGAUAGACUCACAGAGUGUGCCCAUUUGAUCAUUAGUGUGCCCGAGCCAGAAGCAUUAGAUGUUAAAAUCUGUGGCAGAAAUCAUUAUCAGAUUGCAGUUGCUGGAAGGGGGAUGCAGAUGAUAGAAUUCCGUCCACCAAAUGCGGUGGAUAACGAAACGUAGGUUGCUUCUACGCUGGGGGACAUCUAGUACGCGGACCAUUAACCUCACUGUAAGAGAAUCUGCUCUUCUCUAAAUUAUGAAUUAGAGAUUGCUACUUGUAAUCUCUAUUGACAAUAUGUGGAAGGUUUACUGUGGUAAAAGAGUAAUAGGUGUAAAGUAACACCACCCCUACCCCUGGUCGAAUCUUGGAGUCAAAUUUAGGUUCAGAUUUGAAAAUGGCAAGGUUUGAUGUGAAGUAGCAGCGUUGCCUAUAUGCAGAUUGUAGUACGCGAUGUCUUGGUUAUAUGAAUCAGUAGGAGGAGCAUAUUUGAGAAUCAUGAUGUUCAAACAUGGCCUUCGAUUCAUUUGAAAGUAUUGCAGCUUCAGAAUCAUGUGGAGGUUGAGAGUGUACCAAGUAUUAUAUAUGUUCUAUACAGGAAUGCUUUCUUCUCUGUCUCUCUCUCUCUCAACAAUACAAUCAAAACACUUGUGUUAAGGCUGUGUUCUGAUCGGAUACGAAUGAUUCAAAAUUUUGGAUGUUAAAGGAAAGGUUGUUUUGCCAA
Molecule: messenger RNA, 4834 nt
Organism: Salvia miltiorrhiza (redroot sage)
Lineage: Eukaryota; Viridiplantae; Streptophyta; Magnoliopsida; Lamiales; Lamiaceae
Exons: 20
Coding region: 66-4292 (1408 amino acids)
Biological process (GO): tRNA methylation
Cellular component (GO): cytoplasm
Molecular function (GO): protein binding
Source: RefSeq, a predicted model, not a curated record